This is a messenger RNA of Lachancea thermotolerans CBS 6340, 1488 nucleotides long. It is a transcript of the gene UBP6, whose product is annotated as ubiquitin-specific protease UBP6. Bases 1 to 1488 code for a protein of 495 amino acids. Gene Ontology annotation, biological process: proteasome-mediated ubiquitin-dependent protein catabolic process; regulation of proteasomal protein catabolic process; protein deubiquitination. The transcript has 2 exons. The record is from RefSeq and is a predicted model, not a curated record. NCBI's taxonomy places the organism in Eukaryota, Fungi, Ascomycota, Saccharomycetes, Saccharomycetales, Saccharomycetaceae. Gene Ontology annotation, molecular function: proteasome binding; cysteine-type deubiquitinase activity.
AUGAGCAUGAGUCUCGAAUUUAGUAUAAAGCACUCAGGGAAGGUUUACCCUAUUUCGUUGCCUCAGGGCGCGAAGGGGACGGACUUGCAGCUUAGAGUCGAAGAGCUGACACAAGUGCCCAAAGAUCGCCAGAAGUAUAUGCUCAAGGGUGGACUUAGCUCAGAUGUGCCUUUGAAUGGGUUAAUAAAACCUGGGCAAGUAGUCAUGGUGUUAGGCACUCCCGAUGCCAACCUCGUAAGCAAACCACAGAAGGAACACAGAUUCAUUGAGGAUUUGGACGAAAGCGCCCAAAUGCAACACCUUUCUCAGUUACCUGUUGGGCUAAAGAACCUUGGCAACACUUGUUACAUGAACUCCACUUUACAGGCAUUGUACCAAAUAAGACCACUCAGAGAAGAGAUUUUGAACUUUCAGCCACCAAAAGAAAACCGCUCUGGGGAACAGCAUAUUCAGCUCGUUGCUGAACUGAAGCGUUGUUUUCAGCAGCUUAGAGACAGACCUCAAGAAUCUACUACUCCUAUACUGCUGUUGGCAACUCUAAGAAAGUGCUACCCUCAGUUUGCUGAGCGCGACCAGGAGUCCGGAUUUUAUAAACAACAAGAUGCCGAAGAACUCUUCACACAAAUUUUUCAUUCAUUGAGUGUCGUGUUUGGGCAAAAUCUAGUUCAGAAGUUCCAAAUCAACUUUCAAACGACAAUCAAAGACAACGCUAACGAGCAGGAUGUGACAGUAAAGGAUGACGAUCAUGACAUGAAACUGCAAUGCCACAUUUCUGGAACUACAAAUUUUAUGAAGAACGGACUUCAGGAGUCGUUAAACGAAAGUAUCGAAAAAAGGUCUUCCAUUACAGGCGUCAACUCUGUUUUCAGCGUGCAAAAAAAAAUCACAAAGCUGCCAGAGUUUCUAACUGUACAGUAUGUGAGGUUUUUUUGGAAGAAGUCCACUGGCAAGAAGUCUAAGAUCUUGCGUAAAGUUGUUUUUCCUUUUCAACUCGAUGUCAGCGAUUUGCUGACAAGUGAGUAUGCACAAAAAAAAAUCAAGGUGAGAGAUGAUCUUCGUGAAGUUGAAAAGGAAAAGAUUGAGGAUGAGCGUGAGCUUAAAAAGCGGAAGACUAAUGGAGGGCCAGUUAGUGGCGACAGCGAAGCUUCCAUGACACCAAGAGAGAUCGCAGAGACAGAAAAAGCCCUGGAAGAGAGUACGAGAGAAAGGUGGCUCCAGGAAUACAAGAAGAGGUUCCCUUCGGAUCUCUCUCCUGGCGAGAACCCCUCUUGCGUCUACAACCUUAUCGGAGUGAUUACACACCAGGGAGCGAACUCCGAGAGCGGGCAUUACCAGUCGUUUAUUCGUGAUGAGGCAGACGAAAACAAGUGGUAUAGAUUCAAUGAUGAUAAAGUUUCUGUCAUCGAGAAGGAAAAAAUUGAGUCUUUGGCUGGCGGCGGCGAAAGCGACAGCGCUCUAAUCCUCAUCUACAAAGGGCUUGGGUUGUAG